Rosa rugosa (rugosa rose) is the source of this 1940-nucleotide messenger RNA. Its product is annotated as probable polygalacturonase. Gene Ontology annotation, molecular function: polygalacturonase activity. The transcript has 5 exons. Gene Ontology annotation, biological process: carbohydrate metabolic process. The record is from RefSeq and is a predicted model, not a curated record. Lineage: Eukaryota; Viridiplantae; Streptophyta; Magnoliopsida; Rosales; Rosaceae. Bases 241 to 1716 code for a protein of 491 amino acids.
CCAGGAGAAGUAAAUCAAUCAAUCCCCAAAGAUCAAAGUCGUGCUUAAUUAGGGCAGCAACCUUCCCUUGAAAUGCACUCAUUUCAUUUCAUAUCAUAAACCAAAUCCACCAGCAACACUAACAUCUCACCCAAUUCUCUGUGAAUCAAACCCCAUAUAGAUCUUUUCCCACAAAACCCAUGUCCUCAACCCACUAGUCCAAUUCUCUCAAAGAUCAAAGCUUUUCACUCUAAAUUGACCAUGGUGGAGACCUUACCCUUGGGGCGGUUCCACCACCAUAGACUCGACCUGAAGCGGUGGCUCCCUUCCUUCUUGUCCUCCCACAAAACCCUCUUCACCGUUCUCUGGAUCGCCGCCUUCGCAUCGGUUUUCGUGUGGCAGAGGAACAUUGUAGAUGGGUUCUCGUUUUUCCGGCGAGUUCCGGCCAGAGCCAUGCCGAGGCUGAGACCGGCGGCGUUUAACUUGACGGAUUUUGGGGCGGUGGGUGAUGGUGUUACUUUGAACACUGAGGCGUUUGAGAAGGCUGUGUUGGCUAUUUCAAAGCUGGGGAAGAAGGGUGGUGGUCAGCUCAAUGUGCCUCCUGGCCGGUGGCUCACGGCGCCGUUUAAUCUCACUAGUCAUAUGACUCUGUUUCUUGCUCAAGAUGCUGAGAUACUUGGAAUGCAGGAUGAGAAGUAUUGGCCUUUGAUGCCUCCACUGCCUUCAUAUGGGUAUGGAAGAGAGCACCCUGGGCCUCGGUAUGGAAGCUUGAUUCAUGGUCAAAAUCUUAAAGAUAUUGUUAUAACAGGACAUAAUGGUACCAUUAACGGUCAGGGUCAAACAUGGUGGAAGAAGUAUCGCCAGAAGCUUCUCAAUCACACGCGGGGUCCACUUGUUCAGAUUAUGUGGUCAAGCGACAUUGUAAUCACUAAUAUAACUUUACGAGAUUCUCCUUUUUGGACACUUCAUCCAUAUGACUGCAAGAAUAUUACAAUUAGAAAUGUUACAAUCCUGGCUCCCAUAUUUGAAGCUCCAAAUACUGAUGGAAUAGAUCCUGAUUCCUGUGAGGAUAUGGUGAUUGAGGACUGUUACAUAAGUGUGGGGGAUGACGGAAUUGCAAUAAAGAGUGGCUGGGAUCAGUACGGAAUUGCUUACGGACGGCCAUCAAAAAAUAUACUCAUUCGUAACCUUGUGGUCCGCUCUAUGGUCAGCGCUGGCAUAUCAAUAGGCAGUGAGAUGUCUGGUGGAGUUUCAAAUGUCACGGUGGAAAACCUGCUUGUGUGGAGCUCAAGGCGUGCUGUUCGGAUCAAGACCGCCCCUGGAAGAGGUGGAUAUGUGCGUCACAUAACCUACAGGAAUCUGACGUUUGACAAUGUUCGAGUUGGAAUAGUUAUCAAGACAGACUACAAUGAGCACCCUGAUGAUGGCUACGAUCGAAAGGCUUUUCCGGUGCUUAGGGACAUAAGCUUCACAAGCAUCCACGGACAGGGAGUUCGCGUGCCUGUCCGUAUCCAUGGGAGUGAAGAGAUUCUGAUAAGAAAUGUGACUUUUCGAGAUAUGUCAGUGGGGAUUACAUACAAAAAGAAGCAUAUUUUCCAGUGUGCCUUUGUUCAAGGUCGUGUAAUAGGGACCAUCUUCCCUUCUCCUUGUGAAAAUCUUGACCGGUAUGAUGAGCAAGAAAAGCUGGUGAAGCACUCUGUCUCCCAGAACAUGACAGACAUAGAUUAUGAUUUUUGAGGUGAGCUCUCCAUAUCAAUGGUUUAUACUUGUGGAGGGUCCUCAACAACUUCAAGACCUGUGUGGGAGGCGCAACUUGGGACGAUGAAGAUGGAGCUGUUUGUGUUAUUUUUCCAUUUUCCAUUUCUCACUCCCAUCUUAUAGCUUUUUUUUUUAUGACAUGGAGUUGUAUAUACCGAAAAUUUUCAGUUCACUAAGAAAGGCACAGUUUGAUGUUGUCAUGU